AUGAAUCCAAGUGAAAAGUCGCCAUUUCUUUUUGUCUAUAGACUAAUUAUCUUCUUAAUUUUAAUUCUUCUCGUUUUUUAUGGAAUUUAUUCGUUAGACAAUCGAACAAAACUCGAAAUUUCAGUUAAAACUGUUGAGAAAAAAGAAGAUCGCAUCGUAUCUCCAUUUACUCAUACUCUCGGUUUCAUCCGUUGGAAUUCCGCGUUUGUCAAUCGGAUUCCUUUAAUGGAAAGAUAUCGUCCAUUCUUCUAUGAACUACAUUAUUCCAUUCCGAAUUACGCGACAAAAUUGAACUUAACCGUUGAUGGUUUAGUCUCCAUAUCUUUUCCUUAUAAAAUGGUUAGUGAAACAAUGACGAUUAUUUUGAAAGAGCGUCCGGAAAUCAACGGAAUUCUUUUCUUUCAUUUCGAUGCGUGGAUCAAUCCAUUCAAAUUUCACGAUAUGAACUUUGAAAACAUCUGGUUUCUUGAUGGUCCAUUACCUCCGUUUAGAUGUGUAACAACAACAGCGGGAUGGGAUUGGUGGGCAUGGACAAAUGGACUUCAUAAUAUUGCGAAAAAAGCUACGGAAAUGGUCGCGAAAAACUAUUCGAAUCGUUACGUCACAGAUUCAAACGUUUUCUGCGGAGGAUGGUCUGAUAUUUAUUAUAUUCCUCGACGAUUUUUCAAGGCAUUUAUUGAGUUAGCAGAUAUAUUUCAUCGUGCUGAUUCUUUUCAUGAAGUUGCAACUCCAACGAUAAUGAACAUUAUUGAUUUAACGUAUCGUUUAACUCCACAUCAUAGUGUUAUCACAAGACUUGGAGAUUGUUGGGGAAGUUGUUGCGCAUCGGGUGCUCAGCCUGUUGAUAUUAAAUAUAAAAGAUGUGGACAUCGAAUGGAUUUGAAUAAUCAAGAAGUUACAAAAACAUUUUUAGAGCUAUUAAAUUCACAACUCGUUUUUAUGAACAAAACUAUUUUGAAUAAACCUACUUAA
This is a messenger RNA of Adineta ricciae, 972 nucleotides long. The record is from the annotation of a GenBank genome assembly. NCBI's taxonomy places the organism in Eukaryota, Metazoa, Rotifera, Eurotatoria, Adinetida, Adinetidae.